AUGUUCAUUCAUGAUAGGCAAGGAUCAGAGCAGAGCCAAGCACACAUGAUGAACACGAACAGUACUCGAGUUUCACCAAUACUACACGAGAAAGUUGGGAUCGACUUCCGCCGACUGCGCCUCGAGGCCCGGAGGACGGCGACGGCGACCUGGGAGCCAUUGCCGCGCCGGCUGACCGCUGACCACGUACAGAGGACACUGACAGUGCUGCUUGCCACCGCGCGCCGCCGCCGCUUUGCUCAGGCCCUCCCGGAGCAGCGGCAGCUUCUUCUCCAGGUCGGGGAGCGGGAUGUUGACAGAGCGGGGAAUGGAGGCGAUCCUAAAGUGGUGCGCCGGCCGGACGUCGAGCAGGAGGUGGGGCUCGCCGCUGUCGAGCAGCCGCUUCUAUUCCCGGCAGACGCGCGGGUGGCCCAGGACGCGCCGGAGCGCGGCGAGGUCCAGUUCCACGGACCGGCGCGCCGCCGCGGCGUCCUCGAGCGGGCACGGCGGGCGCGGAUUCCGGACGGCCUUGACGGCGACGUGGACGCCAACCGGCGCGCCGCCGCGGCAUCCUCGGGCGGGCACCGCGCGCGGGACGUCCACACCAUCGGCGUCAACGCUUCAGAGAAAAUCACCUCCACACCAUCGCAUAGGCAGCUCUGCCAUCAUCCAUCCGAGCUGUGGUUUCCUUCCUUUUCAUACCUACUCAUGGAGUCUUCAGAUACGGUUCCCUUACAGUCAGAAGGUGUUCAGCAAGGUUCUCCACGGAUCUGCUCAACUAGAAGGACAGAUACUUGUCAGCGGUUGGUGAAUAGGAUGCCUAUCAACCCGAAGCUAGCUGUAUUCGAGAGCACACAGGAGAGGUUCGAGGUACUUCUUCGACCCGAGUUGCGAUCAUCUUAUCCAGUGGGUGGUGGCCCUGGAUCGUCUUUUCAACAGCUACCCAACCGAAAUGUUCCUCAACAGAGUUAUGUUCCUGAUGAUCCUGGCGCUGAUUUUAUUGCGGUUGACCAUGCUCCGGGGCGCAAUAAAUCUGUUCGCCGUAUGAGGAAUGCUGCUGAUGAUCGCACCGGGGUUGUAGAUCGCCGUAGGAAGAAGUUUCGGUCCUCUCACCGCUCUUCAAAGGAAAAGAAUAGUGCAGCUGAUAAUUCUAGGCGAUUAACCGAUUAUUUCCUUGCCCAGGAUGGCACAGAGGCUCCACCAAGACCCAGGAACUUCAAUGUUGGUUUGGAUGACAUGACCAACGUCCCUAAGAUUCGUAUUCCACGUUUGCGUGAUCUCUUAGCCCGUCCAUUGGGUUGUCUCACUGGUCACCCCUUGCAAGCAUUUAAUGAAUUGUUCGACCAGUUUGACCAAACCUUAUCUGAGAACACUUGUGCCAUCCAAGCUUCUCUAUGCAACAUUGCUAGAGCUCCUUAUCGUCUAGCUGAAAAGUGUGGACCGGUAAUAGAGGAGCUUAUUGCUGCCCAGAGGUCGGCUUCUGACCCUAACAAUAUUGGGGAGACUUCACGGAGGAACAACUCAGGCACCGAAGAUGACUUUGUCGAUCCUCACAACGGUGGCACACAUCGAUCCCCACAAUCCAUUCUGAUUAUGUACUUUUUUUAA
Setaria italica (foxtail millet) is the source of this 1587-nucleotide messenger RNA. RefSeq lists its product as uncharacterized. The transcript has 7 exons. Lineage: Eukaryota; Viridiplantae; Streptophyta; Magnoliopsida; Poales; Poaceae. The record is from RefSeq and is a predicted model, not a curated record. Bases 1 to 1587 code for a protein of 528 amino acids.